Perca fluviatilis (European perch) is the source of this 1262-nucleotide messenger RNA. RefSeq lists its product as uncharacterized. The transcript has a single exon. Lineage: Eukaryota; Metazoa; Chordata; Actinopteri; Perciformes; Percidae. The record is from RefSeq and is a predicted model, not a curated record. Bases 85 to 1056 code for a protein of 323 amino acids.
AAUGAGCAUUUGAGAUGCAGCAAACCCCAGGGUAGAUGAGCACUGGUGGAUCCCAGCAGCAACACGCUGACUGCUGAUUCCUGCAUGGCUGAGGAUGCAUCAGAGGAUCUCGCCUCCCCCAGUCAAUCAGUUUCCUCCUUAGUGGCCUCUUCUUUUUUCUUUCAGCACUUUAACAGCAAAACUGAACUCCUCUCCUAUUUGAUCUUGUGUGUUGCCAAAAUGCCAUUCAUUCCAUCUGCUGUGUCCAUUUCACGCUCUGUGUCAGGACUGACCGGGAAGGAGAGACCUAUCCACAACACUUCAUCUACAACUACUUUGACCAAGGUCCCAAAAGAAGACAAAGCCAGUAGCUCAGUGAAGGAGCGACUGGCUUCGAACCUCAAGCAGCUGGGGAAGAAGAGCCAACCCAGGAGUCAUCUGCCAACUGCCAAAGGAGUGUCAGGGACAGAGCUGCUUGCAAAGAGAAGGGAGAGAUUGCUGCCUUCAUCACAAACAGUCAGCUUCUUAGCAUCCAACACGGGUGCGUCCCUGUCUAAGACGCAGCAGAACAAACAUGUGAGCCAGAGCUCUGUGAAGACUGAGCCAGAGAUGAAGACGAGGGCCAGGCAUCACAAGGAGGGCCGUUUCACACUGACUCUCACACCUGAGGCUGUCCUGCUGCUGCAGCGGAGGAACAAUGAGAGAAAUCGACAUUCAGCGUCCAGAAAUGCCGGAAGUGGAGGAGGCCUUUCUGGAAGCGCCUCAGAUUCCAGAAGCAGGAGGGAAAACGUCUCUAAAAGGCAUCAACCAGCAACACAGAGACACAGCACUCCAAACAGCAGAGUCACUGCUAAAACAAACAGUGAUGCUGAACUGGGAGACAUAAGCUCAAUUGUGAAAAUCUCACUUCUGAAUGAGCAACAUAAGUAUGAUGAUGUGGAGUAUGAGGAAGAGGACCAUGGUGUGGAUGAGUGCGUGGUGCUGAAAUGUACAGAGUGGCUCCGUGGGUUGGAAAACACACCGGUAACAGUGGGACACAGCCUGACUAAGAGUGCAAUUGGUGUGAAAAGUUUCUAAAGAUAAAAUGAGAAGUGUUGCUUAAAUGAGGUGUCAUUUUCCAACCUGAGAAUGAACUGCAGUUUUGGUUUGUGUUGGCUAGUUGCUAUUUGAAGAUGUGCUUGUGUUCUGUAUUCCCUGAUCCCUGCUUGUAAUUGUAUAAAAUAUAAUGUUUCUCUUUUACUGGGCCUAGUCGCGCUAAUAUAUUCAUCCAUUUCAACAGUUUU